UUUUUGCCCAUGUCACACUAAAAGUAGUUUGGGAGGACAUGAUUAGACUGUGACUUCAGAAACAUCUGUGACUUCGCGACAGUAUCACCUUUCUGGUGAAAAUGACAAUGGAUCUGCUGUAUUUGCAGGACAGUGUGAGAGCUUCUCCUGUCUGGCUCAGGGCAAAGUCAGCCAGCUCAGUCUAAGCUACCUCAGUGAACUAUGGGGGCAGUGAUUUCUUACAAUCUUCCAGUAAAGCUGCAAAACAAAGAAGACUGAGGGACACAGUACAACGCAUUGCCCACACUACCACAGGCACGGACCAUAUACCAUUAAUCAACAGGAGCAAAUUCACAUCAGGAGAGUGUCAACGCAGGCAGUUAAUGUGAGCAAUUGUCAAUGAAUGAUUUCCAGACAUGAUGGCCGACCAGCCGCCUCCAUUAGAAGCUACCCCUCUGUUGAAUGAAGUGCCACUUCUACCUCAUAUGGUUAAUGGGGACAGCAUACAACAGGUUAUUCUUGUGCAGGUAAACCCAGGUGAAACCUUUACAAUUACAACUGAAGAUGGACAUGUUCAAUGUAUUCAAGGUCCAGCACAUGUUCCUAUGAUGUCACCAAAUGGUUCUAUGCCUCCCAUAUUCGUGCCUCCCGGUUAUGUAUCUCAGGUGGUAGAAGAAAACGGAGUUCGUAAAGUGGUGGUGUUGCCACACUCAGCUGAAUUCCACCCUUCCAUGCAUCCUCCUCCUCCUCCUCCUCCUCCCCAUGUGCCACAUUACAUGCAUCAUCACCAUGCUCUCCUUCCCCACCCGCCUCACCCGGUGUAUCCUCCAGUUCCUGGCACAGGAGAGCUGCCACCACAAUUCAUUCACCAGCAUCCACCACCACAUGUUUUUCAAGAACAAGAACCUCGUCCUCAUGGAAGGACAAACUUUAUUCAGCGAGAUGAAAGGAGCCUCAAAAUGCAGGAACAUCUGAAGAAAAGAUUAAAAGACAGACAAGCAAGUGGUCAUACUAACAAUAAACUUAACAGUCCUCCUUCUUCACCACAUAAAAUUAAUAAUUCUUCCAGUGCAACGAUUCAGAAUGGAAAUGGGAAGGGACAGCAAGUGGCAGGAGGGCCGCUGAAGCAGAAACAAAUAGGAAAAACAAAGGGCAGUCCAGACGCAGAGGUAGGAGAAUCUGACACGGAAUCCAAGAAAUAUGAUAUUCACUUGAGCAUUGGCAAGCCAGUAGUUUCUGAUAUACAAGCAAGAUCAGCCGUUCUGUCCUGGAAUCUCCCAGUUAGUUCACAGAAUGGAGAGAGCCAUAGUCAUAGUCCAGCAGCAUUUACAUUUGAAGUAGCAAUAUCCAACAGUGGUAAAAAUGGAAAAUUUAAAUCUGUCUAUGUUGGGGAAGAGUUAACGAUUACGCUUCCUGAUCUCAGACCAGCAACCGAUUACCAUGCCAGAGUUUCAGCAACCAGCAGUUCCAUAAAAGAAUCUGUUUCAGAAUUGGUGAGUUUCACUACAGAAAGUUGUGAGCCAGACUCUCCAGCUGCACCCAAGCUAAUUAACAGAACCAAAAACAGCCUGAGUUUGCAGUGGAAGUCUUCAAAUGACAAUGGUUCCAAAAUAACUAAUUUCCUUUUAGAAUGGGAUGAGGGGAAGAAUGGACCCUUCAAAGAAUGCUACUAUGGGCAUCUGAAGCAGUACAAACUUACCAAAUUGUCUCCUUCUACAAAAUAUUCACUCAGAUUAGCUGCUAAAAAUGAUAUUGGAAUGAGUGGGUUUAGUGAGACAGUGACAUAUUAUCAAGACGGAAUUGUCCCGCCACCUCCAUCGCCCCCUCUGCUUGUGGCAGCAGGAGUGACCUGGCUGUCGUUAAAAUGGAGCCCACCUAACGGGGUGUCUUCAGAUGACUCUCUGACUUACAGUUUAGAUAUGGAAGAAGAAGGUUCUGGUUAUGGUUUCCAACCACAGUACAAUGGAGAUGAACUCUCUUAAAUAUUGCUCGUUAUUCAAUCAAGCAUUUGUUGUAUAUUCCGUUCAUUCCUGAAACAGCUCUUUGCCUACAACAGUGAAGGAAAAAGUAAUCCUAGUGAAGUAGUAGAACACAGCACCAAUCCUGACAAACCGGGACCUCCAAGUAAACCCACUGUAAAGGGAAAGAUCCAUUCGCACAGUGUGAAAGUUACAUGGGAACCCCCCAAAGAUAAUGGAGGAUCAGACAUUUUUAAGUACUUCUUAGAAAUUUCAGAAACUCUAAUUGGAAGUAAAUGGGAAAUCAUAUACAGUGGUUCCCACAGAGAACAUGUAUGUGACCAUCUCAAGCCUGGUACUUCAUACAGAAUGAGAGUUUACUGCAUCAGUAAAGGUGGUGAAAGCCAGGUUUCUGAUGUUCUGACUGUUACGACAUCAGCUGUUCCUCCUGGACCAUGUCACGCUCCAUGCCUGGCAGGCAAAGCCAAGCCCAAGGAAAUCGCUUUACAGUGGGGCCCACCUUCUGUAGAUGGAGGUUCAGAAGUAACAGAAUAUGUCAUAGAGAUGGCAAACUCUGAACAAGAUGAACGCAGACAAGUAUAUCAGGGUGCAGCAUUGGAAUGUGCAGUAAACAACCUACUUCCUGGGAGAACAUACUGCUUCUGGAUACGAGCAGCGAAUAAAAUUGGGUUCGGUCCUCACUCUGACAAAGCAGAGAUCUCUACUGCUCCAGGCCCCCCUGAUCAGUGUUGCAAACCUCUGAUAACUUGUAAGAGUGCAACUUGUGUUGUAGUGUCAUGGGAGAGUCCUGCAUGCAAUGGUGCAGAAAUUGGUGAAUACAGACUGGACUGGGGACAGGUGGAAGGAUCAAUGCAUAUCAUUUACACUGGCUCAUGCCUGAGCUAUGAAGUAAAAGGUCUCACACCUGCAACCACAUAUUAUUGCAGAGUACAGGCUGUGAAUAUCGCUGGAGCUGGGUUGUUUGGUGAGACUGGUGUGGUUACAACCCCUGCAUCAGUGCCUGCAGCAGUAUCAGUACUGCAUUUACUUGAAGAGGAUCAAAUGGAAAUGUCUCUUCCUUUAUCAACGUGCCUUGCAAUUCAAUGGGAAGAACCAUGUUGUCAUGGGUCAGAGAUCACUGGAUAUAAUAUAGAAUAUGGGGAAAAACAGCUUGCAACUGUUGGUAGAAAUACAAGCCAUGUUCUUGAGAAUCUGCUGCCUGACACUCUGUACAGAGUUAGAAUACAGGCCAUAAACAGCUUUGGAGUUGGUCCUUUCAGUCAUUCCAUUAAAGCCAAAACAAAACCACUACCUCCUGACCCCCCUCAUCUUGAAUGUGUGGUCUUCAGCUACCAGAGCCUUAAACUUAAAUGGGGUGAAGGUCCUAGCAGAGCUUUAAUCACCAACCCUACACAAUUCAACUUGCAGAUGGAGGACAGGUUUGGCAGGUUUGUUACUGUUUAUAGUGGUCCUUGUCAUACAUACAAGGUACAGCGACUCAGUGAAUCCACUACAUACUAUUUUAAAAUCCAGGCAUAUAAUGAUGCUGGAGAGGGGGAAUUUUCUGAAGUUUACGCUUUCACUACAACUAAGUCUCCACCAGCACCUCUUAAAGCACCCAAAGCAAAUCAGCUGGAAGAGAACACUUAUGAAAUCACAUGGGAACCUUUACAGCCGAUGAAAGGAGAUUCCAUUGUUUACAUCCUUCAGCUUGCUGCUGGGAGAGAGUUUGAUCAGGUGUACAAGGGGCCCGAGACAUCAUUCCGUCUCACAAGCUUGCAGACAAACUGUGAAUAUCGGAUCAGAGUCUGCGCUGGCCGUCAGUCCCAAGACUCUACUGGAUCACAAGAACUGUAUGGACCUUACAGUCCCAGUACAGUAUUCUCAUCUCAGAAACAAGAGCUGGUUCCACAAUGUGCUGAUUUGACGACAGAAUUGGCAGAGACUAAGAAGACGUUACGUGAAGAGCGCUUCAUUGCUAUUGUUCUUCUUUGCGGAUUUGCAGUGGUUGCUAUUUUAUUUGCUGUUGUUAUUCAGUACUUUGUAAUCAAGUAGACUAGAGCCUACUCAGUACUCAGCUUUUUGUACAGAAGCUAUUUCGGGUAUUUAUGGUUAGUUCUAAUUAAAAUCUUAGCUGGAAAUGUAUAAAUACGUGCAUUUCCUCUUUUGCUGCUGGCUAACAGUGAGGCUGGGUUGGCAGAUCCUUUCCAAAUACUGAACACAGAUUUCUUGUAGAAAGGGUAAUCCUGGGUCCUCUGUAAUCAGGGUUAGCUGUUAAUAAAACAGCAAAAAACUGCCUUAUCAUGCACACCGGUGUGUGUGCACACUCUUCCUCUCUCUCAAUUCAAAGUAGGGGUCCUUUGGCCAGUUCGAGAGAGAAGGCGUUAUUAGAACAAGUCCUUUUAAAGUACAACUAGAGCAGUGGUAGUCAAUCAGCAAUGUUUAAUCGGGUAUUGUUGUAGUUUGGUAUACAUGAAAUACAGCAGCACAAAUGCUUAAGCUUAGAGCAGUACUGUAUUGCAAAACAUUACUAGAGCAUACCACAUUUAAUAUACUGUAGAAGGAAAGCAAAAUAUUGACUUUGACUUAGUGAUAUUACUACUUUACAGUUAUUUUAAUAUUUGGGAUUCAGUAAUAAUCAUUUCAAGCGUUAGAGUAGAGGGUGCCAGCAUUUUUAGGAUUUUAAUUAAAAUGCUAGACAAAAUGUUAGCAGGACGUAAUGUACAUACAGCGAUUGCAUUCGUAUGUAACAUUGCAAAAAAGGCCCCUUUUGUAUAGUACAUUUCUGAAUGAAAUGCUUUCUGCUGUUGGUGAGCAGCUGUUGGCCCAAUCCACAUUUCACUCUCAGUGCCUGAGAGAAAAGUAAUUUCCUGUGCUUCUGAUUAAAUCUUUGCAGUGUUUUCAGAAAAGCACAGGUAUUGUCUUUAAGGAGAAAGAGUGCAUUUAUGAUAAAUGUUACACUAUUUGGCUCAAACUGAGCAAAUGUUUUUGUACUAUUAUUAACCUAAAAAUAAAAAGUUGAAACUGCUUUUGGGUGCCCUUCUAACUUAAUCUGACUUAUCAAAUUGUACAUGAAAGAACUCUUUUUAGAUAACAUUUAUACAAUGUUUUAAAUGAAUUGCUAUCCCAGUGGUAGCAGUUUCACAUUCCAUUGUUUUCUAGAUGAGGAUGUUCAGUCUGCUAUGAACUUUUCUGAAACUUGUCAUAUUUGUCUGGAGGUUAUUUUUUGUGGACACUGUGCACUACAUAUGACUGUUCUUGUUAAAUCUGUUUGCAAAUAUCUAAAGAUGAGUCUGACAGCUGUCUUUAUAUCAAAUAUUCUGAAAGCUGGAACUCGCAAAUUUAGAACAUGUUUCAGAAUGGGUCUUCCUAAUAGCAUUGGCAUAUGCCAUAGAAAGUUAGAUUUAGCAUAUUUUGCAAAGACUACAGCUACACUUUAUAUACGUCAGAACGAUGCACUUGUACGUGGAAUGUUGGAUGUGAUAGUGCUACAGGCUACAGUAUUUCAAGUAAUUAAUCACUUUAAGGGUCUUUCUCCUAUGGCAGUUGAUGAAUAAUGUUGCGUUAUAGUUUGAGGCAUUGUGUUGUAUUUCAGAUGUGGAAAACCUAAAUUAUGACAUAGUAUCGCUUAAUACUCUUAAAAGUAGAUUUAUGGUGCAAUCUGAAAUUAAUCUUUUCAAAAUGUACUCUUCAUUUUGUACUCUAUUUAUUUUGAUUAAAAGUCCUGGAAAA
Messenger RNA from Struthio camelus australis, 5669 nucleotides. Lineage: Eukaryota; Metazoa; Chordata; Aves; Struthioniformes; Struthionidae. The record is from RefSeq and is a predicted model, not a curated record.